AUGCGAACCCAGACCGGCGACACCACUUCCACUGGUAAUGCAAGACCAGCUUCGGGGCCCGAGUGCGAGUCGGGUAAAAAGAAGUCGGAUGGUUUUCGUAUCCCGUUAUCCCCUGAUUUUGGUGUGGUUGUGCGGUCGCUUCCCGCACCGGGCCGAACCGCACAACCACGGCGGAUUCAAUUUGGUCUCCUACACGAGGAUUAA
Penicillium odoratum is the source of this 204-nucleotide messenger RNA. RefSeq lists its product as uncharacterized. The record is from RefSeq and is a predicted model, not a curated record. The coding region runs from base 1 to 204 and encodes 67 amino acids. NCBI's taxonomy places the organism in Eukaryota, Fungi, Ascomycota, Eurotiomycetes, Eurotiales, Aspergillaceae. The transcript is spliced from 2 exons.